Molecule: messenger RNA, 4225 nt
Organism: Symphalangus syndactylus (siamang)
Lineage: Eukaryota; Metazoa; Chordata; Mammalia; Primates; Hylobatidae
Product: maestro heat-like repeat family member 5
Cellular component (GO): cytoplasm
Source: RefSeq, a predicted model, not a curated record
GCCAGUGCCGGAGACAGGGCCAGCCCACAGGCGUGAGGCCAGAGCUAGUAGUGGGUUCCUGUGGGUCUACACUGCACCCCAACCAUGGACGGGCAGUGUCCUGAAAGGCCACACAGCCGCACCCCGACGGGUAGAAUGUCGUCAGCCGUGUCCCAAAACUCUAGAAUCUCCCUCCCUGUCUCCACAUCCACGAAGGAUGCAUCUUGCAUGAAGGUACCCCAGGACUCUGCCCGCAGGGACAGAUGGUCACACCCCACCACCAUCCUGCUUCACAAGUCGCAGAGCAGCCAGGCCACACUGAUGCCACAGGAGCACGGGAUGUUCAUGGCGGAGGCCUACAGUGCAGCCACCUGCUUCAAGAUGCUGCAGGACAUGAACAGUGCCGACCCCUUCCACUUGAAGUACAUCAUCAAGAAGAUCAAGAACAUGGCUCAUGGCUCUCCCAAGAUGGUGAUGGAAACCAUCCACGACUACUUUAUAGACAACCCAGAGAUCUCCAGCAGGCACAAGUUCCGGCUGUUCCAGGCCCUGGAGAUGGUCAUCAGGGCCAGUGACGUCCUGGAGGAGACCUGGGAGAAAACCUUCACACGGCUGGCCCUGGAGAACAUGACCAAGGCCACGGAGCUGGAAGACAUAUACCAGGACGCGGCCAGCAACGUGCUGGUGGCCAUCUGCAGGCACUCGUGGCGGGUGGUGGUGCAGCAUCUGGAAACGGAGCUGCUGACGGGCGUCUUCCCACACCGCAGCCUCCUCUACGUGAUGGGCGUCCUGUCCUCCAGCGAGGAGCUCUUCAGCCAGGAAGACAAGGCCUGCUGGGAAGAGCAACUGAUCCAGAUGGCCAUCAAGUCAGUCCCGUUCCUGCGCACGGAUGUGUGGUCCAAGGAGCUGCUGUGGACACUCACCACGCCCAGCUGGACCCCACAGGAGCAGUCCCCUGAGAAGGCCUUCCUGUUCGCCUACUACGGGCUAAUCCUUCAGGCUGAAAAAAACAGUGCCACGGUCAGGAGACACCUGCAAGCCCUCCUGGAAACAUCCCACCAGUGGCCCAUGCAGAGGGAGGGCAUGGCUCUGACCUUGGGGCUGGCGGCCACCCACCACCUGGAUGACGUCUGGGCCGUCCUGGACCAGUUUGGCCGGAGCAGGCCCAUCAGAUGGAGCCUCCACAGCUUCUCCCCGAAGAACUCGGAGGACCUGCACUGGAAAUGGGCCAGCAGCACCAUCCUCCUGGCAUACGGCCAGGUGGCGGCCAAAGCCCGGGCCCACAUCCUCCCGUGGGUGGACAACAUCGUGUCCAGGAUGGUCUUCUACUUCCACUACAGCUCUUGGGAUGAGACCCUGAAGCAGAGCUUCCUCACAGCCACCCUGAUGCUGAUGGGUGCAGUGAGCCGGAGUGAGGGCGCCCACAGCUACAAGUUCUCCCAGACCUCCGAGCUCCUCCAGUGUCUGAUGGUUUUGAUGGAGAAGGAGCCCCAGGACACUCUGUGCACGCGGAGUCGCCAGCAGGCCAUGCACAUCGCGUCCAGCCUCUGCAAGCUGAGGCCCCCCAUAGACUUGGAAAGGAAGUCUCAGCUCCUGUCCACCUGCUUCCGCAGCGUGUUUGCCUUGCCGCUGCUGGAUGCCCUGGAGAAGCACACCUGCCUCUUUCUGGAACCUCCCAACAUCCAGGUGUGGCCCAUGGCUCGGGAGCGGGCAGCCUGGAUGCACCAGGGCUGGGGACCUGGGGCAGUUCUUCACUGCCCUGAGCACCUACAGAGCCUGUACAGCAGGACCACGGAGGCGCUGGACCUCAUGCUGCAAAGCCUCAUCAUGCAGAACCCCACCGCCGGCGAGCUGCAUUUCCUGCUGUCGCACCUGUACACCUGGCUGGCGUCGGAGAAGGCGCAUGAGCGGCAGCGGGCUGUGCACAGCUGCAUGAUCCUCCUCAAAUUCCUGAACCACAAUGGCUACUUGGACCCAAAAGAGAACUUCAAAAGGAUUGGGCAACUGGUGGGCAUACUGGGGAUGCUGUGCCAGGACCCAGACAAGGCCACCCAGCGCUGCAGCCUGGAAGGGGCAAGCCAUCUCUACCAGCUCUUGAUGCGCCACAAAGCAGGAGAAACUUUGCAGGCAGAAUCACAGGCCCCCAAGGAGCUCUCCCAGGCUCAUUCAGAUGGAACCCCACUCUGGAACAGCAGAGACCAGAAGGCCACUCCCCUGAGCCCCCAGGAGAUGGCAAAGAACCACAUCUUCCAGCUCUGCAGCUCCCAAGUCAUCAAGGAGAUCAUGCAGCAGCUCACACUGGCAGAGUUAAACGACCUCAUCUGGACAGCCAUCGACAGCCUGGGCUCCACCAGCCCCUUCCACGUGCAGGCGGCCUCCGAGAUGCUGCUCACAGCCAUCCAGGAGCACGGGGCCAAGCUGAAGAUCGUUUCCAGCAUGGCCCAGGCCAUCGGCCUCCGCCUGUGCUCUGUCCACAACCCCCAAGCCCAGGAAAAGACCCUGCACGCCAUCACCCUGCUGGCCCGGAACCACACCCGCGAGCUGGUGGCCACCUUCCUGGACAUCUCCAUCCCCUUGGACAGCCACACCUUCCAGCUGUGGAGGGCCCUGGGGGCCGAGCAGCCCACGAGCCACCUGGUGCUGACCAUGCUGCUGGCGUGGCUGCAGGAGCGGCCCCUGCCCACCGGUGCCAGCGACAGCAGCCCCUGCCCCAAGGAGAAGACCUACCUGCGCUCGCUGGCUGCCAUGAACAUGCUGCGUGAGCUGCAGUUUGCCCGGGAGUUCAAGCAGGCCGUGCAGGAGGCCUACCCCAAGCUCUUCCUGGCCCUCCUCACCCAGACGCACUAUGUCUUGGAGCUGAACCUGCCCGGGGAGCCCCAGCCCAAGCAGCAGGCCCAGGAGGCGGCCAUGCCCAGCCCCCAAAGCUGCAGCACGUCACUGGAGGCACUGAAGAGACUGCUGUCCACCACGGGGCACUGGCAUGACUUUGCCCACCUGGAGCUGCAGGGAUCCUGGGAGCUCUUUGCCACCAUCCACACCUACCCGAAGGGCGUGGGCCUCCUUGCCAGGGCCAUGGUGCACAACCACUGCAGGCAGAUCACAGUGGUGCUGCGUCAGCUGCUGCCCAGCUUGCAGAGCCCAGAGGAGCGUGACAGGAAGGUGGCCAUCCUCAUCCUCACCGAGUUCCUCUACAGCCCUGCCCUGCUGGAGGUGCUUCCCAAACAAGCUGCCUUGACUGUGCUGGCACAAGGCCUCCACGACCCCAGCCCCGAGGUCCGCGUGUUGAGUCUUCAGGGCCUAAGCAACAUCCUCUUCCACCCAGAUAAGGGAAGCCUGCUCCGGGGACAGCUGCGGCCCUUCCUCGACGGCUUCUUCCAGAGCAGCGAGCAGGUGAUCCUGUGCAUCAUGGGCACCGUGUCAGACACGCUGCACCGCCUGGGCGCGCAGGGCGCAGGGAGCCAGAGCCUCAGUGUUGCCAUCAGCGCACGCUCCUUCUUUAAUGACGAGCGGAACACGAUUCGGGCGGCAGCCAUGGCACUGUUCGGGGACCUGGUGGCGGCCACGGCAGACAGGGAGCUGAGCGGCCUGCGAACCCAGGUGCACCAGAGCAUGGUGCCCCUGCUCCUGCACCUGAAGGACCAAUGCCCAGCUGUCGCCACGCAGGCCAAGUUCGCCUUCUACCGCUGUGCUGUGCUGCUCCGAUGGCGGCUACUGCACACCCUCUUCUGCACGCUGGCCUGGGAGAGGGGCCUCAGCGCCCGCCACUUCCUCUGGACCUGCCUGAUGACCCGCAGCCAGGAGGAAUUCAGCAUCCACUUGUCACAGGCCCUCAGCCACCUGCACAGCCACUCCCACCACAUCAAGACCUGGGCGGCGCUCUUCAUAGGCCACACCAUCUGCUACCACCCCCAGGCCGUGUUCCAGAUGCUGAAUGCUGUGGACACCAACCUGCUGUUCUGCACUUUUGAACGUCUCAAAAGUGACCCUGAGCCCAGCAUCCGGGAAUUCGCCACCGGCCAGCUCUCCUUCCUCCAGAAGGUGUCGGCCAGACCCAAGCAGUGACCUCCAGCCAUCCUCCCCCACCGCCUUCCCCUCCCGUGUCCACCUGGUCAGCCCUGCCCCAUCCGCCCCCCACAGAGCUUGGUUGCAUAACGUUUUUCCAUUUGAAAGAAAGAUCUAGAUUCAACAAAGAAGCGUUAUGCGUGUCAGCUCCCUGCCCACCACAGGCCCCUCUGCUGUGACCAAG